This is a messenger RNA of Olea europaea var. sylvestris, 1570 nucleotides long. Its product is annotated as probable serine/threonine-protein kinase PBL7. The record is from RefSeq and is a predicted model, not a curated record. Gene Ontology annotation, biological process: protein phosphorylation. The transcript is spliced from 5 exons. Lineage: Eukaryota; Viridiplantae; Streptophyta; Magnoliopsida; Lamiales; Oleaceae. Bases 109 to 1251 code for a protein of 380 amino acids. Gene Ontology annotation, molecular function: ATP binding; protein kinase activity.
AUUAAACCCCUUUCUGCCACUCUCUUCCACAUUAACAUUACACACUACAGUUUCAGAAAUACAAAGCAAAAGAUUUUCUGUGUGUGUGUGUGUGAACAAAGAAAUUAGAUGGGAUGGUUUCCAUGUUCAGGUUCAUCUAGCCAGGCAUCGAAAAAGAAGAGGAAGAAGAAAGAAAUAAUGAAUCAAAUUCAAUCCACUUCAGAUAACAUGAAGAAUGCUACUAAAGAUGGAGGAUCUAAUCAAAUUGCGGCUAAGACUUUCACGUUUAGCGAAUUGGCAGCUGCUACUGGAAAUUUUCGUAGGGAUUGUCUUAUAGGGGAGGGAGGUUUUGGUAGAGUAUACAAAGGGCGUCUGGGGAGCUCCAAUCAGGUUGUUGCGAUCAAGCAACUCGAUCGCAGUGGACUGCAGGGUAACCAUGAAUUUCUUGUUGAAGUGUUGAUGUUGAGUCUACUGCACCACACCAACCUUGUUAAUUUAAUUGGCUACUGUGCUGAUGGAGAUCAGAGACUUCUGGUUUAUCAAUACAUGCCUCUCGGAUCUUUGGAGGACCAUCUUCAUGAUCCUGUUCCUGGUAAGAAACUACUUGAUUGGAACACCAGAAUGAAAAUUGCUGCUGGAGCGGCAAAAGGGUUGGAAUAUUUACACGAUAAAGCUAGCCCUCCCGUUAUUUAUCGUGACUUGAAAUGCUCGAAUAUUUUGCUUGGUGAAGACUACCAUCCGAAGCUAUCUGAUUUUGGGUUGGCAAAACUUGGUCCAGUUGGGGAUAACACUCAUGUUUCCACAAGGGUUAUGGGAACCUAUGGGUAUUGUGCACCAGAGUACGCAAUGACUGGACAGCUGACUCUUAAAUCAGACGUCUAUAGCUUUGGAGUUGUUCUUCUCGAGAUUAUUUCAGGCAAAAAAGCCAUUGAAAAUUCAAAAACUGGUGGAGAGCAGAAUCUGGUAGCAUGGGCAAGGCCUUUGUUCAAGGAUAAGCGGAAAUUCUCACAGAUUGCUGAUCCAAUGCUCCAAGGUCAGUAUCCAGCGAGGGGCCUGUUCCAAGCUCUUUCCAUCGCAGCAAUGUGUGUUCAGGACCAACCUAACAUGCGACCAGCAAUCGCAGAUGUUGUCACAGCUUUGAAUUAUCUCGCUUCACAGAAAUACGAUCCUGAAGCACAGCCAAUCCAGGAUUCCAACCGGGCACCUCCUACUCCACCUCGAACAAAACGAGAUGCCGGAUUUGAAAGAGAACGCACCAAAAGAUUACUAUGAGGUAAGCAUUGUUAAGGCUACAUCGAGAAUUACUAGUUACAUUCUGAUUAUAUGCUGUGGACAUAGGUUCUUUAUUCUAGUCAGGUUUGUCAAAAAUGUGGUGCCUUGCAGUGGUUUGAAUUAAAUUUUACAGGCUAUUUUUAUGUUGCGACUUGUGUGGGGGGUCUGUUUUCAAUUUUCUAGCAUAUCUUGAGCUAUUGCAUGAUGCCUGGUUUUGUACAGAUUUAGAAUGUAUUGUCAAUUCAAGAUUGUGAACUAAACCAUAAAACAUGACAGUGUAUAAUGAUGGGAUUGGAUAUAUAAUAAGAUUUGCAAAAUC